Molecule: messenger RNA, 2810 nt
Organism: Phyllostomus discolor (pale spear-nosed bat)
Lineage: Eukaryota; Metazoa; Chordata; Mammalia; Chiroptera; Phyllostomidae
Gene: ACOT8
Product: acyl-CoA thioesterase 8
Exons: 5
Coding region: 87-1061 (324 amino acids)
Biological process (GO): fatty acid catabolic process; acyl-CoA metabolic process
Cellular component (GO): peroxisomal matrix
Molecular function (GO): fatty acyl-CoA hydrolase activity
Source: RefSeq, a predicted model, not a curated record
GUUUACUUGAGCUAGCUGCGGGAACCUGCGAAUUCAGAACUUGUCUCCGAAGUCCGACUCAGCGUACUGUCUCCUGCCCACAGCAAAUGACCGACAUGACCUCCCCGCAGGCCCCGGAGAAUGGGCAGGGCGGUGGCGAUCCCCCCAGGGACCUCCGCAGCGUCCUGGUCACUAGCGUGCUCAACCUCGAGCAGCUGGACGGAGAUCUCUUCAGAGGAAGGCAUUACUGGGUACCCAUAACCAAGCGGCUGUUUGGGGGCCAGAUCAUAGGCCAGGCCCUGGUGGCUGCAGCCAAGUCUGUGAGUGAGGACGAUCACGUGCACUCCCUGCACUGCUAUUUUGUGCGGGCAGGGGACCCGAAGGUGCCCGUUUUGUACCAUGUCGAGCGGACGCGGACAGGCGCCAGCUUCUCGGUGCGCUCAGUGAGGGCCUUGCAGCAUGGCCGGCCCAUCUUCAUCUGCCAGGCCUCCUUCCAGCUGGUGCAGCCCAGCCCCAUACAGCACCAGUUCUGCAUGCCCGCGGUGCCCCCGCCGGAGGAGCUGCUGGACUACGAGACCCUCAUUGACCAGUACCUAAGGGACCCUAACCUGCAAGAGAAGUACCGCAUUGGCCUGAACCAGAUUGCCGCCCAGGACGUACCCAUUGAGAUCAAGCCGGUAGCCCUGCCCACCCUGAGCCAGCUGCAGAACGCAGAGCCCAAGCGCAUGUUCUGGGUGCGAGCCCGGGGUUACAUUGGGGAGGGCGACUUCAAGAUGCACUGCUGCGUGGCCGCCUACAUCUCGGACUAUGCCUUCCUGGGCACGGCCCUGCUGCCGCACCAGGAGCACUGCAAAGUGCACUUCAUGGCCUCCUUGGACCACUCCAUGUGGUUCCACGCCCCCUUCCGAGCGGACCACUGGAUGCUGUAUGAGUGCGAGAGCCCCUGGGCUGGUAAGUGUGGGGCCACGUGGGCCAAGGGCACUGGCCUUGGGUUGGCAGGGAGCGUGCUUCCCUAUGGGGCACCACACAGGUCACUUGCUCUCCUGUCCCCCUGGGCGUUGGCAUCCUUGUCUUUGAAAUGACGGGGUGAGGCUGGAGGACAGGGUACCUGCUCCGCUCUUAGUUUCUGUGACACGCUGGGACUGUGAUUCACUGUAUCUCAGAGACCCAGUUCAAGUCCCAGAACCACUUCAGAUUCUCCGUGUGACCUUGGGCAAGUCCCGUCGCCUCUCUGAGCCUCAGUUUCCCAACCUAAAGAGAGUUGUACUAGAGUAGCAGUAUCCAAACCUGGUGGCCCAUCACACCACCACUUGGGGGAGCUUUGUCAAAACAGAUGCUCAGAUUCUAAGAUUCUGACUCAGCAGGUCUUGGAAGAGGUCCAGGACACUGUAUUUUUAAGAAGCUCCCUAAGUGCUUCUGCCAGUUAACCUGGUUGGGGCCGGGGGCCCUUAACAGUUUCCAAGGGCCUGGCUACUUGGAAGCUCCUCGUCAGACACGGAGAAACCCAGACUCGUUCAUCAGUGUCUGGUGGCAGAGCCCGGGUUCCUCUCCAAGGAAGUGCUUGCAAAUGAAGAAAAGCCUCACUUUGUACAACAGGGACAAAACUUUAGGGACUCUUUAUCCUCAGGGAAGGGGGACUCUCGAGGACCAAGGGCAUCACAAUACAGGAUCAGCAACCUUGAAGUUGGGAGACUUGGGCUGGGGUUUCGCCUGACUCCUAAAGCCGAGUCCCUGAGCCUCUCUAAACUCCAGGCUCUUCUGGAACAGGGGACGCGCAGGCCGGCCUUACGCAGCUGCUGUGGGGACCCAGCGAGCUGCACUGUGUGCAAGGGGAGCUGGCAGCUCCCGUCAUAGACACCAAGCGAGACCAAGGCUGGCAAAGGAGAAUCGGUGGGUGGGGAGGGAGGGUGGCUGGACCUCAUGUCCUCUCCCCUGAGCCCCUUUGUACCCCUGGAGGUGGGGCGGGGGUGGGGCUGUUUUUCCUAUAAUACCAGCCUGGAGGGACUGGUCUGAUUUACUGUAAAGGGAACUGAUGGGUUUCCUAACUCAAGCUUGGAUCUGCUUACCCAGGUACUGUCUGAGACUGUUCUAGAAGCCCUUGCUCUAUGAUCUUUUUUUUUUUAAGGUUUUACUUAUUUAUUUUUAGAGAGAGGGGAAGGGAAGGAGAAAGAGAGGGAGAGAAACAUCCAUGUGUGGUUGUCUCUUGCACACCCCCUACUGGGGACUUGGCCCCCAACCCAGGCAUGUGCCCUGACUGGGAAUUGAACUGGCGACCCUUUGGUUCGCAGACUGGCACUCAAUCCACUGAGCCACACCAUCCAGGGCUCUGAUCUUUUUGAGGAAUCCAGAGGAGAUGUGAAAGUGCUUUUAAAUUGUCGAGUUGGGUUCCCGUGGGAGGAGUUACUCCCAAUGAGUGACCACCCAGGCUCAUAAAAGGGCACUUGGAGUUUGGGAGUGACCAUACACUCAGUGUGCCCUUGUAUGGGGCAGCCCAACGUGGACUGUGCUCUUUUCCAGAAGCCUGUUGGGCUGUGCUGAAGGAGAGAGGAGGCUGUUCUUACCCUUCUCGUCCACAGGUGGCUCCCGGGGGCUGGUCCGCGGGCAGCUGUGGCGCCGGGACGGGGUCCUGGCCGUGUCCUGUGCCCAGGAGGGCGUGAUCCGAGUGAAGCCCCAGGUCUCAGGGAGCAAGCUGUAGCCAGAGGUUCCAGCUGGGCCUGGGGCUUCAAGGACCUCCCUUCUCUUCCCGCCUCCACCACUCCUGAUGCAGGAGUCACAGCUGAGGGCUGGGCCUUCUAUCCUUCACAGCCAAUAAACAGACUGGUAACACAGGA